Impatiens glandulifera is the source of this 1928-nucleotide messenger RNA. RefSeq names its product sesquiterpene synthase 2-like. The record is from RefSeq and is a predicted model, not a curated record. The transcript has 8 exons. Gene Ontology annotation, molecular function: magnesium ion binding; terpene synthase activity. Bases 1002 to 1901 code for a protein of 299 amino acids. NCBI's taxonomy places the organism in Eukaryota, Viridiplantae, Streptophyta, Magnoliopsida, Ericales, Balsaminaceae.
GACCUUGCAUGCAUUUUAGUGUGAGAGAGAGAAAUGUCGACUAAUAUAGUGAAUGUGAUGAACGGGGUUGUUCGUCCCACAGCCAAAUUUCAGGCGUCUAUUUGGGGAGAUCAUUUUCUUAAAUAUGCUUCUUCUACUCAUGAUUCAUCUGACAAUCAUACAAGACACCAAGUUUACAUUGAAUUGAAAGAAAGAACAAGGAAAAAACUCACGUCCAAUAAGAUGAACGGGGUUGUUCGUCCCACAGCCAAAUUUAAGGCGUCUAUUUGGGGAGAUCAUUUUCUUAAAUAUGCUUCUUCUACUCAUGAUUUAUCUGAUAAUAAGAUACAAAACCAAGUGUACAAUGAAUUGAAAGAAAGAAUAAGGGAAAAACUCACCUCUCCACAUUUGAGCAUGAUGACCUCCAAAGAAAAGUUAAACUUUAUUGAUGUGAUUCAACAACUCGGUGUAAAUUACCUUUUUGAAACUGAGAUCGAACAAUUACUUCGAUGCAUUUACAUUGAUGGUCAACACAUUAACCAUGACUACAACGACGAUGAUCUUCACAGUUGCGCUCUUCGUUUUCGAUUACUAAGACAACAAGGAUAUAAUGUUUCUUCAGUGGAUAUGUUCAAGAAAUUCUUGGACAAUGAAAGCGGUGAAUUCAAAACAUGUAUAAGAAAUGACAUAAUAGGGAUGUUAAGCUUACAAGAGGCUUCCCAUUUGAGGUUCCGAGGAGAAGAUGUAAUGGAGAAAGCCUUCAAUUUCACGACAAAGCAAUUUGAGACAAUGUUAUUGCAUGAUCAUGAUCUCCUAGAUCACAUUAAUCCCCACCUUGCACAACAAGUAACUAAUGCUCUCAACCAAUCCUUGUUUAAGGGUUUUAUAAGGAUGGAUGCAAGAAGUUAUUUCUCCUUCUACGAGAAUUGCAAUACUCACGAUGAGAAAUUAUUAAAGUUCGCAAAACUUGAUUUCAACAUCUUGCAGAGGAUGCACCAAAAGGAACUCGCAGAACUCACUAGAUGGUGGAAGAAUUUAGACUUUACAAACAAAUGUCCCUUUGCAAGAGAUAUAGACUAGUGGAGUGUUACUUUUGUGCUUUGACAGUCUACUUUGAACCUAAAUAUGCAUACGGUAGGGAAGUGUUUACUAAGGUGUUAUCAUUUAUAUCGGUGUUGGAUGAUAUAUACGAUGCUUAUGGUACUUGGGAAGAACUUGUCAUCUUGACUGAUGCGAUUAACAGGUGGGAGAGAACCGACUCACAAGAAUUAUCAGAAUAUAUAAGAUAUUUUAAUGAUGCAUUUCAUGAUUAUAUUGAAAUUAUAAAGAAUGAAUGUAUUGAACGAGAAACUGUGGAUGGUUUUCAAUAUUUCAAACAAAUGGUGAAGGCUAUGGCAAAUGCAUAUAUGGAAGAGGCAAGAUGGCUUCAUAACAAAUAUAUUCCCACAUUAGAAGAAUACAUGAGCGUGGCAUUGAUUACAAUUUCUAAUCGAUUCUUGGCUAUCACUUCAUUUAUUGGAAUGGAUCCUAUUUUAGCAACUAAAGAGGUUUUUAAUUGGGCAUUCGAAGAUCCUCCCCUCUUGAAAGCUGCUGCUUUCACUGCAAGACUCCUUAAUGACAUUGUUGGUUUCAAGUUUGAACAAGAAAGAGAUCAUGUGGUGUCGUCGAUACAAUGUUACAUGAAUCAACACGGCAUGCCAGAAGAUACAACGACAUUUGAGCUUAAAAGGCAAAUAAUUGAUGGAUGGAAAGAUAUUAACUAUGAGUUGCUUCAAUCAUCUAAAGUUCCAAGAUCGCUACUUAGUCGGGUGGUUGGUCUUGCCGCAUUUGUUGCGAUUUAUAGAGAAGAAGAUGGAUAUACAAAUCCUCAUUCUAAGGCAAAAUAUCUUGCCGAUUUGUUUGUGAAUCCUAUUGAUGUGUAAUAAUAUCUUUACGUUCAUUGUAUUGUU